Messenger RNA from Penicillium waksmanii, 1095 nucleotides. RefSeq lists its product as uncharacterized. NCBI's taxonomy places the organism in Eukaryota, Fungi, Ascomycota, Eurotiomycetes, Eurotiales, Aspergillaceae. The coding region runs from base 1 to 1095 and encodes 364 amino acids. The transcript has a single exon. The record is from RefSeq and is a predicted model, not a curated record.
AUGUCAGAGGGGAAGUGCACAGGUUUUAUGCAAGUGACAGCUGGAAUGUUUGCGAUUGCUACAUGGCUAUGUUACCUCUUCAACCACCAGGAAAGCCUCAACGACUCGCACGUACAGGAUAUUCAAUGUGGAUACGUCGAUUCGGAUAUAAUUGGGGAUGGUGUACGGCGAGGUAUUUUGAUUCAAGAGAUAGUUCUGACUGUGAUAGCUUUGGUCGGCCUAACCCAUCCUUCCCCAACGGCAGCGAAAGAAGUUGGGGGAGGACUUCUUAUUACGCAUGUGUCCUUGGCUAUCGCACUGCAUGUUGCAUUGGGGCGUGGACAGCUCUCCAUGACUGACGCAAUUUUCGGAUCGAUGGUACUCGGCUCGCAAAACAUCGCCCUUUCAGUCGCGCUCGUCAUGAAGGAGACAUUAGCCUCUCGAUGGGAGGUAUGCCUCGUCCUCUUGGGACAGUUCAAGGGUCUAAUCUCCCUAGCUGUUCUCAUGGUCAAUUUUCUGAACAAUAAGUUGUCCACUGAAAAAUGCAAAUGUUUCUCAGUUAUCUGGUGGACAUGGUUCAGUAACUGCCCAACAUCAUCUCCCAAUGACCGCCUCACUUUCUGGAUUUAUUUCUCUCUUCGUUUUCUAAUAUACGGUCAAUCUGCCUACAUCGCCCUGAAAAAAUUCCAAAACUUUGACAGCGCUGAAAAGGCCGAAAAACGAGAGAAAGAAAGAGUCUGUGGGAGCCAUGAACUUUGCAGAUUUUGCAGCAGUUGCUCAAAAUGCUGUCACAAGGAUCAUGCGCCCGACGCAUGCAACUUUUGCGAGAUGUGUUCUAAGUGCAAGACAUGCGGUAUCCACCUCUAUAUGCUUGAGCCGCGAUUCUCUUUGCGCCCAGCUACGUCCAGUUUACUCUUCGCAGAGUAUGCAAUAUUUUCUUUCGUGACUUUGAAGAGCGCAGACCAUUUGAGAGACUUUUAUAACAUUCAAGAAAGUUCUCAAAUUUAUUCGAUUGGACAAGUUACUGCUCUAGUUAUUGCUGGCUUGACUGCACUUCGGGCAUCGUGGGUUUUUCUCUAUAUGUUUCAAGGUGAUUUGAGUCCCAUACAAGAGUAA